This is a messenger RNA of Oncorhynchus mykiss (rainbow trout), 4377 nucleotides long. Lineage: Eukaryota; Metazoa; Chordata; Actinopteri; Salmoniformes; Salmonidae. The record is from RefSeq and is a predicted model, not a curated record.
UAUACGUACCUAUGUAGGACAUGCGAGGGUUAGGUUAAUAAACAGGCUGGCGCUAGAACCUCGUUUUCGCGCGUCUUUAUUUUAGAUCAUACUACAUGGUGUCAUAAAAUUCACAUAAAUGUGAAGAACGUACCAAGUAAAUCAUACAUUCAGGCUGUUUCAAAGCAGGGAGGGCACAGUGUUGGAGAUAAAACAGCGCAGAUCAUUAUUUUGCUAGCUAACGAGCAAGGACUAAGCUACUGCUAAGCAACAUGUUGCAAGAGGAAGAAGCUGGCGGGAUUUCAGGGUUUGCGACUCCCAAGUUCAACGGGCUCUGGCGCAAACACGGACAGGCCAGUGGCUAGGUGCUGACGGAUUUCGCAUUAGUCCCCCGGAGAAUUUUGUUUGUAUGGACAUUCGAAACUGGCCGAAAUGGAUCAGGCGAUUUGAAAGGUACAGGGGUAGCAUCAGGCUUAAACAUGAAAAAUGAGGCAUUUCAAGUUAAUACACUGAUCUACUCUAUGGGUGAUGAAGCCGAGGAUAUAUUAAAUGCUUCAACGUUGACCGAGGAAGAGAAACUUAACUACAGUGCCGUUAAAGACUGUUUUGAAACGCAUUUUGUAGGGAGACGCAACAUUAUUUUUGAGAGAGCUAGGUUUAAUAUGAGCAAACAGGAGCAGGGUGAAACCACCGACAGUUUUAUCACAACUGUUCACAAACUAGCAGAACAUUGUCCGUUUGGCGCGCUCAGGGAAGAGCUGAUCCGAGAUCGGAUUGUAGUCGGAAUAAGAAAUAUCUCACUUUCUGAAAAGUUACAUUUGGAUUCCCAGCUGACCUUGUCCAAAGCUGUAAACCAGGUUAGGCAGAGUGAGACAGUAAAAAGACAGCAGACGAUGCUGCGCGACAGCAGCUCCUUGCAGAACGAAGAGAGUGAGGAAAUAAAUGCAUUUUCAUACAGAGCUAAAAAAACGGAGGGGAACACAGAACAGAGACAGACGUGGAGAAAACUAAUCACAGACAGCACCAGUAGCUAGUUCAAAUGUUUGUCGCAAAUGUGGGAAAUCCCCUUUCCACAGAUGGAAAGAUUGCCCAGCAAAGGAUGCGGAAUGCAGGAAAUGUCACAGGAGAGGAACUUUUCAGUUGUCUGUCGAUUAAAGCAAAUGCAUGAGGUCUCAGAGGAGGUACAGCAGGACAGCAUCUUUCUGGGAGAAGUAAAGGGAAACAAUACUGGCUGGCAUUCAGACAUUAAACUCAAUGGGGAGUUUGUGUCAUUUAAACUAGACACUGGGGCAGCAGUGACAGCUAUCCCAACUAGGCUGUAUAGCAGCAAUAGCAGAGAUGGCCCUUUGCUCUCUACAAACAAAAAACUGUACGGGCCCAGUAAUAACAUUUUACCAGUGGUAGGGCACUUGGUGAUUCAACUGGAGAGUAAAGACAAAAGUGCCAUCCAGCCUGUCUUUGUCACUGACUCUCUAGCCAGACCGUUACUGGGGCUGCCAGCAAUUGAAGCAUUGCAACUCAUUGAGAGAGUGAGCGAACUGGAGGACCCAGGUGAGGUUUUCAAAAAGAAAUUCCCCAAAGUGUUUUCUGGUCAAGGAAGGCCUGAAAGAAGAUGCUGUUCCCUAUGCCCUUACCACCCCCCGCCGUGUGCCUAUCCCUUUAUUGGCCAGAGUAAAGGAAGAGUUGGGGAGUCCCACAGACUGGUGUGCAGGGAUGGUGGUGGUCCCAAAAGCCAAUGGGGAAAUAAGGAUCUGUGUGGACAUGACUAAAUUGAAUGAGGCACUCUGCAGAGAGACACACAUCUUACCAUCAGUGGAGCAGUCACUGGCUCAGUUGGAUGGCUCACAAGUCUUCACAAAGCUAGAUGCCCGCUCAGGUUUCUGGCAGAUACCGCUGUCAUCACAGAGUAGUGCACUCACAACGUUUAUAGCACCGUUUGGCCGGUACUGUUUUAACGUUUUGCCAUUUGGAAUCGCUUCCGGUCCUGAGCAUUUCCAAAGACGCAUGUCCCAGCUGUUGGAUGGGCUGAGCGGCGUCAUAGUCCACGUGGACGAUGUGCUCGUGUGCGGAAGGGACAGAGCAGAACAUGAUGUAAGUCUCACAGCAGUUCUGACCCGACUCCAGGAGACUGGCCUGACACUCAAUGAAAAAUGCACUUUUGCACAAUCAGAGGUCUUGUUCUUGGGACACAAAAUCAGUGCAGCUGGAAUAGAGCCGGACCCAGAGAAAAUCAGCGGCAUCACAGAUAUGCCCAGACCCCAGAAUGUGGCUGAAGUCAGGACCUUCUUAGGCAUGGCCACAUAUGUGGGUAAGUUCCUCCCACAGUUCUCAGAUACAACCAAACCUCUGAGAGACUUACUAGCCAAAGAGAAUGACUGGACAUGGGGUCACAUGCAACAGGUAGCGUUUGACAAAAUCAAAGGAGAUCUGGCCUCACAGAGAGUGCUGGCCCAGUACCGUCCCCACGCUAAGACAACAGUAUCAGCAGAUGCAUCAUCCUUUGGGCUAGGGGCGGUCCUCACACAGAUGCAGGACAACAUGGAGUGUCGUCCAAUAGCAUACAUCUCCCAAAGCUUAUCCGACACAGAGCAAAGAUAUGCUCAAGUGGAGAAGGAGGCGUUGGCUAUCCCAUGGGCAUGUGAAAGGCUCAGCCAAUAUCUUAUUGGCCUGCAGUUUUCAGCAGAGACUGACCACAAACCACUGUUGGCUCUGUUAGGGACAAAAGCACUGGACGACUUGCCUCACAGAGUUCUGCGCUUCCGCCUCAGAUUACUGAGGUUCACCUACAAGAUGGUGUAUGUGCCAGGGAAGGCACUGAUCACAGCAGAUGCACUAUCUAGGGCCCCAAUUAAACGUCCAUUAUCAGAGGAGGAGCCAUGUCUAGAGGGUGAGGUACAGGUGUCCAUUAAUGCAAUAAGGGACAGUCUUCCUGCAUCUCAGACCAAACUGCAGCAGAUUGCAGAGGAGCAACAACAAGACCACAUCUGCCAACAGAUAGUGCAAAAAGGGAUGGCCCAGGCAGGAGGAACUGCCUCAGCUGCUGAAGCCCUAUUGGGUGCACCAAAGUGACUUCCACUGUAAUGGAGACCUUCUCAUGAAAGGACUACGGAUAGUUAUCCCAGAGACUCUACAACCAGAAAUGCUAGACAGAGUGCAUGAGGGACCCAUGGGGUUAACCAAAUGCAGACUGAGGGCUCAACAGUCAGUGUGGUGGCUUGGUCUGAGUACUCAGAUUGCCAAGCUAGUGGCCCAGUGUGAGGUCUGUACAAAAUGUCAACCUUGUCAUCCGGAGCCAAUGAUGGCAACGGAGCUGCCAAAACGGCCAUGGCAAAAGGUAGGGGCGGAUAUGUUCUAUUGGAAAAAUGACACUUAUCUGCUAGUGGUAGAUUACUACUCAAGAUACAUUGAAAUAGCAAAGACACCCAAAACCACAUCAGCUGGUGUUAUCAAUGGAUUCAAGUCAAUUUCUUCCAGGCAAGGGGUCGCUGAGGUCCUGGUUACAGAUAACGCUCCCCAGUUCUCUGCGAGCUCCUUUUCUGCUUUUGCCGCAGAAUAUGACUUCAUACAUGUGACCAGUAGCCCCUACCAUGCACAGAGUAAUGGUGAGGCACAGAGAGCUGUGAAAACAGUCAAGGGACUGCUGAAAAAGAACAAGGAUCCAUACAGGGCUCUGUUAGCUUACAGAGUUACACCACUGCAUCAUGGGCCGUCGCCUGCCGAGCUCCUGAUGGGCAGGAGGCUGCGUUCCCCAUUGCCUGUCUCGCCGGCUCAGCUUAAACCCCGAUGGCCUAACAGGAAGGCCUUCGCUGAGAGGGACAAACGGCUGAAACAAACGCAAACUGGAGACUUUUUAAUCGGAGACACCGUGCUAAGGAGAGGCCAGAGCUGGCAGAAGGUCAACGCGUGUGGAUUACAAACUCAAAGACACCAGCAAUAGUGCUGAGGAAAGCGGAUGCCCCACGCUCCUAUGUGGUGGACAGAGGCUCAGAAGAGGUACAAAGGAACAAAACACACCUCAGAGCUCUUCCAGAUCUACCAGCCACACAGACCGAGGCCACAGAAAAUGCACAAAAAGAGGGUGAAGGAGAGAGAAUGCUCACAGAGCCACAAGCGCGCCCAAAAAGGGAUGUGAAGCCACCAGAGUGGCUGAAAGACUAUGUUACGUGAAGAGAAAACAUACUGCUGGGGAACAUACCCAGCAAAAAGAGACUGUACCUAAGUUAAUGUUCAUACUGUGUGAUUUAAUGCUUUCAUACUGUUUCAGGAUGGGAAGUAGCAUGUUAGAGAAUAAUACUGGUUUCCAAAUUGCAUUUCACUUCAGUGGUUAUGCAUGUUGAGUUCUUGUUCAUGGGAGAGGGGAAGAUGUAGUAGGAUGUCCCUUGGGGGUAUCCGUACCUA